Cucurbita maxima (winter squash) is the source of this 1431-nucleotide messenger RNA. Its product is annotated as BES1/BZR1 homolog protein 4-like. The record is from RefSeq and is a predicted model, not a curated record. Lineage: Eukaryota; Viridiplantae; Streptophyta; Magnoliopsida; Cucurbitales; Cucurbitaceae. Gene Ontology annotation, biological process: DNA-templated transcription; brassinosteroid mediated signaling pathway. Bases 168 to 1196 code for a protein of 342 amino acids. Gene Ontology annotation, molecular function: DNA-binding transcription factor activity. The transcript has 3 exons.
GACUGGCUCUUAUAAUAACAACACAUUUUCUCACAAAUUUUCUCGAGAGAGAAACUUUCAUCCAUUUCGCACCGUUUUACAGUGAUUUUGUUGUUGUUCUUCUCCGGCCACCGAUCUUCACAAUUUCCGCUCUGAAUACGAAAUCUCCGAUUCAGAGCUUGUUUUGUAUGACAUCGGGGACGAGAAUGCCCACUUGGAAGGAGAGGGAGAACAACAAGCGCCGUGAGAGGCGCCGACGUGCCAUCGCCGCGAAGAUCUUUCUCGGCCUGCGAAUGUACGGAAACUAUAAGCUUCCCAAGCACUGCGAUAAUAAUGAGGUCCUCAAAGCUCUCUGCGUUGAAGCUGGGUGGACUGUAGAGGAAGACGGCACUACCUAUCGGAAGGGAUGCAAGCCUGUGGAACGCGAUAUCAUGGGCGGAUCAGCUUCUGCAAGUCCAUGUUCAUCUUACCAGCCGAGCCCAUGUGCAUCUUAUAACCCUAGUCCUGCGUCUUCUUCCUUCCCAAGCCCUUCCCGUUACGCCAUUAAAGGCAAUGACAAUGCUGCUGAUCCCAAUUCCCUCAUCCCAUGGCUGAAGAACCUCUCCUCAGCUUCAUCACCAGCCUCCUCCAGGCUGCCUCACCAUCUUUAUAUUACUGGUGGCUCCAUAAGUGCACCUGUUACCCCUCCGUCGAGCUCCCCAACUGCUCGAACACCCAGAAAACCAAAUGAUUGGGACAAUCAUCCAGCAGUUGCUCCUGCUUGGGCUGCACAGCGUUUCUCAUGUUUGCCUGCAUCUACCCCUCCGAGCCCUGGGCGUCAGGUGUUGGCUGAUUCAGCAUGGCUUGAUAGUAUGCGGAUUCCUCAAAGUGGACCAUCGUCACCAACCUUCAGCCUUGUGGCUAGGAAUCCUUUUGGAUUUAAGGAGGCAAUGUCUGCUGGAGGUCCUUCAUUCGGAUUUAAGGAGGCAAUGUCAAAUCCAAUGUCUGCUGGAGGGUCUCGUAAUUGGACUCCUACACAGAGCGGGACGUGCUCGCCCACGGUUGCUGCGGGCACCGAUCAUACUUCAGAUGUUCCUAUGACGGAUGGGACUGCAGCGGAGUUUGCCUUCGAAAGUUGUUCGAUUGGGUUGGUGAAGCCUUGGGAAGGAGAGAGAAUUCAUGAGGAAUGCAUCUCUGAUGAUCUCGAACUUACACUUGGGAAUUCAAGGACGCGGUGAAAGAAAGUCAGGAGUUCUUAAAUUUGGUUCUUUCUUCAAAGGGAAAAAUUCAACUGAUGUCCGUGUGUAUUGGUUGGCAAAGAUUUGCCCCUCGGUUGACGGUUAAUUCUUUCCUUGAUAAUUUGUUGUUUUCGUUCCUUCCAGAAAGAAAAUUAUAUUCCACCAAUGGAUUCCCUGCCUUCGUUGUUGAAAGGGAUAUUUCAUUGCCAUAUAAUAUUCAAUUCAAUUGGAUGUC